Molecule: messenger RNA, 4607 nt
Organism: Scaptodrosophila lebanonensis
Lineage: Eukaryota; Metazoa; Arthropoda; Insecta; Diptera; Drosophilidae
Gene: Nrx-IV
Product: neurexin-4
Exons: 12
Coding region: 333-4175 (1280 amino acids)
Source: RefSeq, a predicted model, not a curated record
GCGUGAACGUCGUGCGUGUGUCAUAGGAGUAGCGUUCAUUAAUUGUUUUUAAGUUAAACGCUAUCAAAAUUGGGUGUGAGUUCACGGAAGUGUCUUCAAGAAAUAGAAACAGUUUAAAUCCAUUUACAAUCCGGUGUCGAUAGCGUCUUUUGGACAAAAACUAGUGAACGGUCGCCAACCUGGCAGGGGGGAAAAAAAGUUAACCAGACGGCAACGCAGGGUGUACCAAUUUGCAUUCCUGUUCAAAAACAAAAAGUUGUGCUUUUAAGUUGAAAUAUAAAUGUGUGCUUAAGUCGUUUUGUUUAUGAAUUUUGAAGCCCACUAAAUUCAAAAUGAGGCUGCGAAGAGCGUCGACGACAACAAUUUCAAUUUGCAGCUGUAUUCUUUUGCUUCUGGGCAGCAACAGCGUGGGAAUCGUGCAAGCAGAUUCCUUCAGUGAUUAUUUCUCCGACUAUGAAUGCAAUCAACCGCUGAUGGAACGGGCUGUUUUAACGGCAACUUCAUCGCUGACAGAACGUGGACCGGACAAGGCGCGUCUUAAUGCUGGCACCUCUUGGUCUGCCAAAAGCUCGGACUUUGAUCAGCGUCUGAUUGUUAAUUUGGGUGAUGUGAAAAAUGUCACACACAUUGCGCUGCAAGGACGCCCGCAUAGCAAUGAGUAUGUGACGGAGUAUACCAUUAGCUAUGGUAUAACCGAUUUAGAAUUUGCCGACUACAAAGAGCCGGGUGGCAACGUCAAGAUGUUCAAAGGCAACUCGGAUGGAAAUUCGAUACAUUACAACAUUUUCGAGGUACCCAUCAUAGCGCAAUGGGUCCGCAUCAAUCCCACUCGCUGGCAUGAUCGCAUUUCCAUGCGUGUGGAGCUCUAUGGUUGUGAAUACGUUGCCGAAAAUCUAUACUUCAAUGGCACCGGACUCGUUCGGUAUGAUCUGCGUCGCGAGCCUGUGGCCUCCACUCGCGAAUCCAUACGCUUUCGCUUUAAGACAGCCUUUGCCAAUGGCGUAAUGAUGUAUUCGCGUGGCACUCAAGGCGAUUACUAUGCUUUGCAACUGAAGGACAAUAAGAUGGUGUUAAAUUUGGACUUGGGCUCUGGUAUCAUGACUUCGCUUUCGGUGGGCAGUUUGCUGGAUGACAACGUGUGGCACGAUGUAGUGAUCUCUCGCAAUCGUCGCGACAUUAUCUUCUCGGUAGAUCGUGUAAUUGUUCGUGGACGUAUCAAGGGUGAAUUUAGUCGCUUGAACCUGAAUCGAGAGCUAUAUUUGGGUGGCGUUCCAAAUGUGCAGGAGGGCAUUAUUGUUCAGCAGAAUUUCUCGGGUUGUUUGGAAAACAUAUAUUUAAAUUCCACGAAUUUUAUACGCAACAUGAAGGACAGCUAUGAGCUGGGCGAGGCAUAUUUGUUUACCCGAGUCAAUACCAUCUAUGCGUGUCCUUCGCCGCCCAUUUAUCCGGUAACGUUUACCACUCGCAGCUCUUUUGUGCGCCUCAAGGGGUACGAAAACUCUCAGCGCUUGAAUGUAUCCUUCUAUUUCCGUACCUACGAGGAGAGUGGUGUCAUGAUGCAUCACGAUUUUUAUUCAGGCGGGUAUAUCAAGGUAUUCCUGGAAUUUGGAAAAGUUAAAAUCGAUUUAAAGCCCAAAGACAAGCCGCGUAUUAUUUUGGACAACUAUGAUGAGCAAUUUAAUGAUGGAAAAUGGCACUCGUUUGUGAUUUCCAUCGAGCGCAAUCGCCUGGUGCUCAACAUUGAUCAACGCCCCAUGACCACGACAAAGAAUCUACAGAUUGCUACUGGUCCUCUCUACUACAUUGCGGGUGGCAAGGAGAAGAAUGGCUUUGUGGGCUGCAUGCGUUUGAUUUCGGUUGAUGGAAACUACAAACUGCCGCAGGACUGGGUGCAGGGUGAAGAGGUGUGCUGUGGAGAUGAGGUCGUCGUAGAUGCCUGCCAAAUGAUUGAUCGCUGCAAUCCAAAUCCCUGCCAGCAUAAGGGCGUGUGUCAUCAGAAUUCAAUGGAGUUCUUCUGCGAUUGCGCCCACACUGGUUAUGCGGGAGCCGUGUGCCACACUUCAAACAAUCCACUCUCCUGUCAGGCUCUGAAGAAUGUACAGCAUGUGCAGCAACGCGUCAAUAUGAACAUCGAUGUGGACGGAAGUGGACCGUUGGAGCCCUUCCCCGUCACCUGCGAAUUUUACUCCGAUGGCCGCGUCAUUACCACCCUGAGUCACAGUCAGGAGCACACCACCACUGUUGAUGGAUUCCAGGAACCGGGCUCGUUCGAGCAAUCAAUCAUGUACGAUGCCAAUCAGCUGCAAAUCGAAGCUCUGCUCAAUCGUUCCCACAGUUGUUGGCAGCGUCUCAGCUACUCCUGCCGCUCGUCACGCCUCUUCAAUUCACCAUCGGAGCCCGGCAACUUCCGUCCAUUCUCUUGGUGGGUUUCUCGCAAUAAUCAACCCAUGGACUACUGGGCAGGCGGUCUACCUGGAUCGCGGAAAUGCGAAUGUGGUAUUUUGGGCAAAUGUCAGGACCCCACAAAGUGGUGUAAUUGCGACUCCAAUACGCUAGAUUGGACAGAAGAUGGUGGUGAUAUUCGCGAGAAGGAAUAUCUACCAGUUCGUGCAGUAAAGUUCGGCGACACCGGCACACCGCUAGAUGAGAAGCAGGGUCGUUACACGUUGGGACCACUGCGCUGUGAGGGCGAUGAUCUGUUUAGUAAUGUUGUAACCUUCCGCAUUGCCGAUGCCUCAAUCAAUUUGCCGCCCUUCGACAUGGGCCAUUCGGGCGAUAUAUAUCUUGAAUUCCGCACCACGCAGGAAAAUUCAGUGCUAUUUCACGCCACCGGCCCUACCGAUUACAUUAAACUCAGUCUGAACGGUGGCAACAAACUACAGUUCCAAUAUCAGGCAGGCAGCGGGCCACUGGGCGUUAAUGUGGGCACCAGCUACCACUUGAACGACAACAACUGGCACACAGUGAGUGUGGAGCGUAAUCGCAAGGAGGCGCGUCUCGUUGUCGAUGGCUCCAUCAAGGCGGAAGUGCGUGAGCCGCCAGGUCCAGUGCGUGCGCUGCAUUUGACCUCAGAUUUGGUAAUUGGUGCCACAACAGAAUAUCGCGAUGGCUUUGUAGGCUGUAUACGUGCCCUGCUGCUCAAUGGCAAGAUGGUGGACUUGAAGCAAUAUUCUACCCGUGGUCUCUACGGCAUCAGCACAGGCUGUGUGGGUCGUUGUGAAUCCAAUCCGUGCCUCAACAACGGCACAUGCAUUGAACGCUAUGAUGGGUAUAGCUGUGACUGUCGUUGGAGCGCAUUCAAGGGACCAAUUUGUGCAGAUGAAAUUGGCGUCAACUUGCGUUCCAGCUCAAUCAUACGUUAUGAGUUUGAAGGUUCCUUCCGGUCCAGCAUUGCUGAGAACAUACGUGUUGGCUUUACAACAACUAUACCUAAAGGUUUUCUACUGGGUUUCUCAUCUAACCUGACCGGCGAAUAUUUAACCAUACAAAUAUCCAAUUCAGGACACUUACGAUGCGUCUUCGACUUUGGCUUCGAGCGUCAAGAAAUCAUAUUCCCCAAAAAGCAUUUCGGUCUUGGCCAGUACCAUGAUGUGCACUUCAUGCGAAAGAAUAGCGGUUCCACAGUCGUCCUACAGGUCGACAACUAUGAGCCGGUGGAGUAUCAUUUCGAUAUUAAGGCCUCAGCAGAUGCCCAGUUUAAUAAUAUCCAAUACAUGUACAUUGGCAAAAACGAGUCCAUGUCCGAUGGCUUUGUAGGUUGUGUAUCGCGUGUGCAAUUCGAUGAUAUCUAUCCCCUUAAGCUGAUGUUCCAGCAGAAUCCACCAAAAAAUGUGAAAUCGCUAGGCACUCAACUAACCGAGGACUUUUGCGGCGUUGAGCCCGUAACACAUCCCCCCAUUGAAAUUGAAACCAGGCCACCACCAUUGGUGGAUGAAGAGAAGUUGCGCAAGGCUUACAAUGAAAUAGAUUCCGUGCUGCUAGGCUGUCUGCUCGUUAUACUCUUCUUACUGGCCUUAUUAGUGAUCUUCCUAAUUGGUCGUCAUUUGCAUCGACACAAAGGGGACUAUUUGACGCAUGAGGAUCAGGGCGCCGAUGGUGCCGAUGAUCCUGACGAUGCAGUGCUGCAUUCAACCACUGGCCAUCAAGUAACGAAAAGACGCGAGAUCUUUAUUUAGAUGUUGAAAUUGGUGGGGAAGUAUUUGGAGGAUGAAGGUAUCCGCUUGCUGGUUGCAAGUGUGUGCAGGAAGACACAAAUUGUUUGUAAACGCCUUAGACAUGCAACACCAUUUAAACACACAAAACAAAAAUCAAACGAUAGGAAACGAUACAGAUGCAGAUCACUUUUUAUAUGUGUCCAUAAUUGUACUUUUUCCCUACACUGCCAAUUGUUUUGCAGAAGAUUUGCAGUAACAUUUGCUUUAUAAUUGGUUAAAGUUUUGAUGUAUGUAUUGCUUUUGAUGCUCAACGGCAUUUUACCUUAUUUUUACUUUGGAACUCUCAAUAGUUUUACAAAACCGUCCAUUUUUAUUUGAUUUUAUCAUAUUUUUGUUUACCAAAUUAAGCAUAAAUUUUAAUUUAGUUUAAUCAGCAAUCAAUUUUAAAACAAG